AGCUGUUUACCGCGGGCGUGGCUCUGGGGAUCCGCCGCCCGCCACCCACCCACGUGGGUGUGCCGGGGCGGACUACCGCCAGCACUGAUGGGUCGAGAACUGGAGGACAGCGGCCCCACCAACAUCACCCCCCCGCACCCCGCCAUGGAGGACAAGCCGCCCAGCAGGUCGCCCUCUCCACCCCACUCCCUGGCCACUCUCCUCCCUGUGAACCUGAGCAUCUCCACCUCCCAGGCCCUCGUGGUGGUCUCCACCCUACCCCCCUCCAUCACCUCCACGCCCAUCUCUGUCACGCCUGUCCUGCUCACAAGCGAUGCUCCUUCGCCGCCCACAAGCGCCACACUGGUCAGCUCGGAGGAGCGGCCUGAGGAGGGCACCAGCAGCAGCGUUGUCCCGUCGACAGAGCCGGUACGCACCACCACGCCCGCACCCACUGUCCUGCGGCACAGUGUAGCCGGCGACCAGCCGCAGCGCCCCGUGUUACGCCGUGGCCGCUGGGGUCCCUCAUGCCCAUCCGCACACUGCAUGACAGUUGCUGCUACUGCUGCUGCUGCUACUGCUGCUGCCGCAUAUUAGUCUUGCUCGUGUAUGCUCUUGCUCGCACACACUGUCAUCUGUUCUCUUCUUUCUCAUUCUGACUCUUCUUGUCAGUGCAUGAUGACGCAUGAUCUGUGUAGGAGAGUGAGUGUGUGUGCGUGUGUGUGUAUGUGCAGUGGGAGAAAUAAGUGUUUUGUGUGUGGGUGUGCAAGAGUGUUGCGUCUUACUAACAUAUGUUUUU
This is a messenger RNA of Portunus trituberculatus (swimming crab), 778 nucleotides long. RefSeq names its product threonine-rich protein-like. The record is from RefSeq and is a predicted model, not a curated record. The coding region runs from base 88 to 576 and encodes 162 amino acids. Lineage: Eukaryota; Metazoa; Arthropoda; Malacostraca; Decapoda; Portunidae. The transcript has a single exon.